AUGAAUUUUUGGAUGGGGAAGGUACAGAGUAAGAAUGUUCCAGCCUAUGAUGGAGCAAUUUUUCUGUGCAACCACCUGACCAGGAAGGAGUGCUUCCACAGAAAGCUUUUUGGCCUUUCGUCUAAAUGUAUUGAGUUUAUACAUAAAGUGAAAUCUGGCGCGACACUAUUCCUGUAUGAUGUUGAGCAACGUAAGCUUCAUGGGGUGUUUGAAGCAACUUCAGAUGGAGCCAUGAAUAUCAUUCCUGGUGCAUAUGCCUCAUCAGGGUUUCAGUAUCCUUGUCAGAUACGCUUUAAGAGGAUUUGGUUUUGCAAGCCUUUGAUGGAAAGUGAAUUUGAAGAUGCUGUACAGGAUAAUUAUUACUUCGCAAGAAACAAGUUUAAUUAUGGUUUGACACAUCAACAAGUUGUAAAGCUUCUUCACUUGUUUUCUUCAAGGAACAGAUUACAGCCUCGUCAAAAUCCAAGGUUACAGUAUGAACCUCCAAGGGAGUCUGAUAUUUCUUCUGUGGUUAACCAAACUGAUAACCAGUCUGGUUCAAAUAGCACUUCACACGGUUCAUUGAAAAGCCCCUGUCAAACAUGUACCUCCUCCAAUGUUGGGGAACAUGCAGCAUCGCCGAGUCACAAGUUAUCUGAGCCUAUGUCAUUAAAGCAUAGAGAGUUACAACUAGACAUCUCUGAUGUGGCUAAGUCCAACAGCUCAAGAUCUUCCUUGCACACUGCAGCAAAUACAGACGUUGUCACUGAACCUGGCACCCAAGAAGCAGUGGAUGACAAGUUUACUGAUGAUUAUAUACCACUACAGCUGGAGGAUGAUACUUCAGAUGGUGUUGAUACUCUAUUUGAUUUGCUUGGAGAUGAGAGCCACUCUUCAGAAUCUAAAGGCAGUAGUGACUCUGAAGAGAACACAGCUUUCCACCAACCAUGUGUCAGGAAGAAAGAUGAUUGCCAUCAACCCCCGGCAGAUUCAAAGCUUCGCGCUGACAUUGAAGGGCGAAAAAGCGUGUUUGCUCGGUUAUUGGGAAGACCUGAAUCUUUUGUUCAAAGACAGAAGUUCAAGACCAAACCAUUCCCAUCAAAGAAUGCUAAGUCUUUCAGUUCCCCUAAUCAGAGGAGAAAACGGCGGAGGGCACAGCAGAGCAAGUCCUUUCCAUGUGAUAAUCGUGCAACGUUGGGUAUGCCUUCAGCUCAUAAGAUGAUAAAAGGUCCAGCAUUGGACUAUUCAUUUGUCUGGGACGAUGACAGAAGAUCCAACAAGUUCUCUGGUGGAAAACCAAGCAACAUUCAGAGAGUCCUGUGGGAUGUAUCUACUAAAGAACCUGAUCGAUAUGGUGCAUGCAAAAGGCUGUUUGUUCCUGAAGGUAGUAAAAAUUUGAUCGGGUCCUCUAACAGAGUGUCAAAUAAACCACCAAUGUUUGCUGAAGUACAUGAGAGCCGCAAAGUCACUGUUGAAGAAAAAACCAGGACCCCUGUCUUGGAUUUUAAGCGGCAUGCUAAGGAUCCAAAUAUUGAAGGAGGAGAUCCAGAUUAUUUGGCCGAUGUUGAGGAAGCAGCAACGAAGAAGACACGGUUAGCAAGUGCAUCUUACCAUGGAGAGGAGGAUGAAAGUGAAACUGCAUUGGUUUCAAAAGACACCAGACCUAUGGACAUGCUGACAGUAUCAGAUGAGAACUGCAAACUCAAUAGCAUCAGUUUGUUAUCUAAUGACACAUGUACUCAGAUGGCUGGAGCUUAUCUCGAAACCGAAGUGCAACUGAAAGAUGAACAGCAAAGGAUCCAAGGCUGCCGUGAAGAUGUUACAGGUGAUACUGAGAACAUGCCGAUAGUAUCAGAUGAGAACUGUAAACUCAAUAGCAUCAGUUUGUCAUCUAAUGAUACCUGUACUCAGAUGGCUGGAGGUUAUCGCGAAACCGAAAUGCAACUGCAAGAUGAACAGCAAAGGAUCGAAGGCUGCUGUGAAGAUGUCAUAGGUGAAAAAUCAUUGCUCGGAGAUUCUGGAAAUGCACAGCUGUUUCGCAAGCUCAGUUUUGGUGACAUGCAGACCAUUGUUGAAACUGGCAGUGAGGUGGGUUUUGGCGAUGUGGACACUGAAACAUCUCUCCAAGAGAAACAAAAGCAAAGUGCUAGGAGCUGCUCUGGAGUGGUUGAUACAGAUACAAGGUUGAUCAUCGAAAAUCCUGAAACCAUGGAAUCCUUGCCCAACCAUGAUCAGGAUGGAACUUUUGAAAUGGUGGCAACUGAUCACCAGGACACCAGUACCCUCCCUCAGUGCAAAGAUGGUGAAGCUACAAACCAACUGACAGGCUCUGAAGAUGAUAAAGAUAGUACCAUCAACUUGUCGCCGAACAGAUGUCGAAGCACUUCACCUCCUCGUGAUCUUGAGUUGAGCAAAGAAGAGGAGAUGCGACACCAAAGUUACCGAACAAAACAUGGAGCAGCCCAUGAAAUCUCAGACUCCACGGACUCAUUUGCGAUCUGCGCCGAGGGUUACGGAAGCCAGAUUGGGAUGUCAACUGACAGCACCUCUGUUCAUCUGAUCAUCAACGAACUUGGAACAAACUCAGAGUCCAGGACAAGUUUCUUCGACAGCUCCUGUGACAAAGAAUCAAAUAAACACCCGCUGUUUGCUGAAGUACAUGAGAUCUGCAAAGUCAGUGUUGAAGAAGAAACCAGGACCCCUUUCUUGGACUUUACACGGUGUGCCAAGGAUCCAAAUGUUGAAGGAGGAGAUCCUACUGCCGAUGUUCAGGAAGCAGCAACGAAGAAGAUGCGGUUAGUAAGUGCAUCUUACCAUGGAGAGGAGUAUGAAAGUGAAACUUCAUUGGUUCCAAAAGACACCAAACCUAUGGACAUGCUGACAGUAUCUGAUGAGAACUGUAAACUCAAGAGCAUCAGUCUGUCAUCUAAUGACACCAGUGCUCAGAUGGCUGGAGCUUAUCUUGAAACCGAAGUGCAACUGCACGAUGAACAGAAAAGGAUCCAAAGCUGCAGUGAAGAUGUUACCGGUGAUACAGAGAACAUUCUGACAGUAUCAGAUGAGAACUGUAAACACAAGAGCAUCAGUUUGUCAUCUAAUGACACAUGUACUCAGAUGGCCAGAGCUUAUCUUGAAACCAAAGUGCAGCUGCAAGAUGAACAGCAAAUGAUCCAAAGCUACCGUGAAGAUGUUCCUGGUGACACUGAGAACAUGCUGACAGUAUCAGAUGAGAACUGUAAACUCAAUAGCAUCAGUUUGUCAUCUCAUGACACCUGUACUCAAAUGGCUGGAGCUUAUCUCGAAACCGAAGUGCAACUGCAAGAUGAACAGCAAAGGAUCCAAGGCAGCUGUGAAGAUGUCACAGGUGAUAAAUCAUCGGUUCUUGGAGAUUCUGGAGAUGCACACCUGUUUCGCAGGCUCAAUUUCGGUGACAUGGAGACCAUUGUUGAAACUGGCAGUGAGGUGGGUUUUGGCCAUGUGGACACUGAAACAUCCCUCCGAGAGAAACAAAACCAAAGUUCUAGGAGCUGCUAUGGAGUGGUUGAUGCAGAUACAACGUUGAUCCUCGAAAAUCCUGAAACCAUGGAAUCCUUGCCCAGCCAUGAUGAGGAUGGAACUUUGGAAAUGGUGGCUACUGAUCAUCAGGACACCGGCACCCUCCCUCAGGGCAAAGAUGGUGAAGCUACGGACCCAUUGACAGGCUCUGAAGAUGAUGAAAAUACUACUUCCAACGCCCUGUCCCCGAACAGACGUCGAAGCAGUUCACCUCCUGGUGAUGUUGAGUUGAGCAAAGCAGAGGAGAUGCGAUACCAAAGUUACCAAGCCAAACAUAUAGCAGCUGCCCAUGAAAUGUCAGACUCGACGGACUCAUUUGUGGUCUGCGCCGAGGGUUACGGAAGCAAGAUUGGUAUGUCAACUAACAGCACCUCUGUUCAUCUGGUCAUCAACGAACUUGGAACAAACUCGGAGUCCAGGACAAGUUUCUUCGACAUCUCUUGUGACAGAGAAUCAAAUAAACCCCUCUUUGCUGAAGUACAUGAGAGCUGCAAAGUCACUGUUAAAGAACAAAUCAGUACCCCUUUCUUGGACUUUAAGCGGCGUGCUAAGGAUCCAAAUGUUGAAGGAGGAGCGGAUUAUACUGCCGAUGUUCAAGAAGCAGCAAGGAAGAAGACGCGGUUAGCAAGUGCAUCUUACCAUGGAGAGGAGUAUGAAAGUGAAACUGCAUUGGUUCCAAACGACACCAAACCUAUGGACAUGCUGACAGUAUCAGAUGAGAACUGUAAAUUCAAGAGCGUCAGUUUGUCAUCUAAUGACAGAUGUACUCAGCUGGCUGGAGCUUAUCUUGAAACCAAAGUGCAGCUGCAAGAUGAACAGCAAAGGAUCCAAGGCUGCUGUGAAGAUGUUGCUGGCAAUACCGAGAACAUGCUGAAAGUAUCAGAUGAGAACUGUAAACUCAAUAGCAUCUGUUUGAUAUCUAAUGACACAUGUACUGUGAUGCCUGGAGCUUAUCUCGAAACUGAAGUGCAACCGCAAGAUGAACAGCAAAGGAUCCAUGGCUGCUGCGAAGAUGUCACAGGUGAUAAAUCAUCGAUUCUCGGGGAUUCUGGAAAUGCAAACCUGUUUCGCAGGCUCAGUUUCGGUGGCAUGCAGACCAUUGUUGAAACUGGCAGAGAGGUGGGUAUCGGCCAUGUGGACACUGAAACAACCGUCCAAGAGAAGCAAAACCAAAGUGCUAGGAGCUUCCCUGGAGGGGUCAAUGCAGAUAAAAUGUUGAUCGUCGAAAACCCUGAUACCAUGGAAUCAUCGUCCAACCAUGAUGAGGAUGGAACUUUGGAAAUGGUGGCCACUGAUCAUCAGGACACAAGUAGCCUCAUGAUCCUUGGAAUCCGUCAGGGCAAAGAUGGUGAAGCUGCAAACCCACUGACAGGCUCUGAAGAUGAUGAUGAAGGUGCUACCAGCAACACCACUUCGCCAGACAGACGUCGAAGCUCUUCACCUGCUCAUGAUGUUGAGUUGAGCAAAGCAGAGGAGACGCGAUGCCAAAGUCAACAAACCAAAAAUGUGGCAGCUGCUCAUGAAAUGCCGGACUCCACGGACUCAUUUGCGGUCCGCGCUGAUGGCAACGACAGAAGCAAGAUUGCGGCAUCAACUGACAGCACCUCUGUUCAUGUGGUCGUCAACGACCUCCUUGGCACAAACUCGGAGUCCAGGACGGGCUUCUUCGACGGCUCCUCGAGCGAGCCUGCCGAGAUGAUCAUACUCUCGCAUGACCCCGGCGUGGACAUGGAACCUCACUGA
Molecule: messenger RNA, 5277 nt
Organism: Triticum turgidum subsp. durum (durum wheat)
Lineage: Eukaryota; Viridiplantae; Streptophyta; Magnoliopsida; Poales; Poaceae
Source: the annotation of a GenBank genome assembly